GGACACUAGGAGUUGAGGUAAAUGAAGGACAAAACUCUGUUAUUUCAGCUGCUGUAAAUUGUUAAGCCCGCAAUGCUAAGAAGAGAAGAUGGCUGGACGAAGUCUCGUGCCAAUAUUCCAAGAUUUUAGAUCAUUUCAUAGAUUAAAUGGAACCUUCAGAUAUGCAGUACGAACGAGACUUUUCAGUAACGGAACGAUCCCUCCACUUAACGAGCCUUUACCCAAUCUGCCAGCCCCUGGCAUGGUUGGGAGAGCAGACUGGCAAAACCGGCACGAUCACGUAACACACGUUACUACUCUGGAAAAUGGCAUCAGAGUUGCAUCAGAAGACUCUUUUGGACAAUUUUCCACAGUAGGUGGUAAGUUUAGAAUAAAUGUAUAGAAAACGAUGUCUUCGGAAAAAUCUUUAGAUUGAUGAGAGUGCGAUUUUCUUUCUUAACAUGUGUGUGUAUGAUUUGACAAUGUACAUAUGCAUUAUAUACAUAUGACAAUCACGCACGUGCAAUCCGGAUCUAAAAUGCUCCGACUGUCAGGCGUGCAACUAGUGUAGCUUCAGCGCGAGACUGACCGAACGUGGGAGAGAAUGAUUGAAAUUAAGAAGAAAUAAGGAAACCUCAUCUCCAGUGACUCUUUCUUCUUCCAUCGUAACUUACCCAAUUUGUAGCUAGGCACGUCUUCAUCAAAGUCUUUAGCACUGGAGUUCCUUUUCUGAAUCAUUCUUUCCUCUCAUUUGUAGUAAUUGACAUUAAAUGAUAAUUAAUAUUUUAUUACUUGUUCUGACAUGUGUUAUUGUUGAGAAUGUCUGUCUUCUCCCAUCAGUAAAUAGUUAUCUAAAAUUUCAUUACUGGGAAUAAUUCACCAUCAAAGCCCCUGAGGAAACUUAAUGAAUAGGGCCAUUAAAAGUACUUUUAUUGGUAGUGAGUUAACUUUAGAUCAAAAUUAGAUAGGCCAUUAUUUUAUGGAGCCAAGUUAAAAAAAUAAAACUUGUCCUGAUGUAUAACAGAACAAAAAAAGUUUGAAAACCCACUGCCCAAAUGAUUAGCCCGCUAGACUCAGGAUCAAGAAAUUUGAGUUUGAGCCCUCCAGGCAAAGGUCUCUCCAGAUAAUUUGGAUGAGAUGCUUUUUCUCUCACAGUGCUUGUGAUAUAAAUGGAAAUUGCUAAGCCAUCAGGUAAUGUGACAUACUGUUGGGGGCAAGCUGUCGUAGACAAGCUUGAAAUCAAGGAGAAGAGUCUCAUUAUUCAUUUCAUACUUUGGAAACAAAGUAAGAAUAAAAUCCUGCAGGUUUUUAAUUAUUAUGAUCAUGCUACCAUAUUCUAAAUGAUUAGUUGUUUUUUAAUUACCAACCUUAUCAAGAUUAUCACGGUACACCUUUCCUGGUUUAUUUCUUUUCUGUUUUCAGUUGUUAUUGAUGCAGGUUCAAGAUAUGAGGUUGAUUACCCUGCUGGUUUAUCACACUUGUUGGAGAAACUGGCUUUUCAGGUAAAAAGCUACAUGCUUGUUUCCUUCUUUCCUAGAUCACAACCCUUAAAGUCAGUGACAUGUGCUUCUCUUUCCUGUUGUAUAGAGCACAGUGGAAUUUCAGAAUAAUGAUGAUUUCACACAAGAGUUAGAGAAGUUUGGAGGCAUGGCAGACUGCUCCUCAUUCAGGUAAUCAAGAUGUUUUUAAAGACUUAUAACUCUAGCCAUGAUUAGCAAAAAUGAAGUGUGCUUUCCAUUUAAAAAAAGUGAUAAUGAUUACAGGAUAUGUCAAUAAACCUCUUCAUUCUAUAUUAUAAUGACCAAGAUUUUUGAGCCCUGCUAAAGGUUCCUAUAGUAAAGUAAAUUGAGUAGAUGGCCCGAUUUUUAGUAACUUUGUAUAAUUAUGUCUUUUUUGUGAUAUUCAUGGCAAAGAAAUCUUCGUAUGAAUGGAAAAUCUUCCUUUCUGUUUCAAUUGAAAAAUGUAAAAUUUGUGAGAAAUUAUUUCUCACUUUUAAUUUUUUUUCCAAAUCCUUAUGUCAACAGGGAUGCCAUUAUUUAUGGAGCAUCUUGCUUUACAAGUGGCCUGCCCACAGUAAUUAAGGUUCUUUCUGAGGGUGUACUUCAGCCCAGACUUACAGACCAAGAGGUGAUGAUUAUUGACUAUUAUACACAAAGGACUGUUGAGUUUGAUUAUUAGUAUUUGGAUGUCUAAUUCCAUGUCUACUGUUCAGUGUAUUGAAUAUCUGUUUAGCUUCAAGACAAGUUUUGCUAUUUGUACAGUACUCAUUUAGCUGUAAUCCAGGCAUGGUAGUGUGAAAGUGGCCUGAUACACCCACUAGAAUUUUAGCAAUACAGAUUUGAACACCAGGUGCAUAGGAAGUCAUAGCUCAAUCUUUUGUUCAAAGACUUAGACAAGACUAAAUUGAAUUUUUUUGCCAAGUAAAGUACACAUGCUAUCGUGAAAUAUGUCUAAUAUACUUCCUUAAAUAAACUCAGUCAAGAGCAGAAACUUUUUUUUAAGUCUCCAAGAAGUUAAGCUAGGAAAUCUGACAAUACCAAACAGUUUGUGCAAGCAGAGUGACACUUUUGAUGUAUUUAGUCCAUGUUUUAUUGUUCAAAUAGUACACUUCGUUACAUGUUCUUUCCAUUUAUAUCACUUUUUAUAUACUUGUAGAUUGAAGAGCAAAAGAUGGUAGUCCAAUUUGAACUUGAGAACAUAGAAAUGAGACCUGAUCCAGAACCUGUCCUCACAGACAUGAUUCACGCUGUAGGUUGAAUUGAAAUAUUUCCUUACUGGUAUUACUGUAUGUUAAUAAAUUAAAUGUUCAACUACAUAGCUGUACAGUAUUUUGUGGGUCAUCUUGAUGUUUAAAAAAAGAUUGAUCAUGCAUUCUUUUAGUAAAAUGAUAAGAAUGAAAUUCAGUUGAAAAUGAAUAUACUCAAUCAAAUAAAUUUUUUGAACAAACACUAUUAAACAGGAUAUGGAAUAGUAUCCUAAAAGAAUUUUGUGAGUUCAAGAAAGUGCCUUUCAUACCUAACUAGAAUAAUUAACCUUUUUAAAUUCUUGAAAAUGUUAAGAUAGAUAUUGAUUUGCAUUUCAUUGAAAUUUCCUGAGAAUUUUUAAAUUUUAUUUAGCUGUGGUCUGUUUUUCCAUUUCUUACAUAUUUGUUGUGUUACUUAUUUACAUUUCUAAAUUUUACUUAUUCAUUAUAUUUGUUCCUUUUUGUAAAUUUGAUUUCCUCUCUUGUCUUACAGGCUUGGUCAUUUAGUUGUGUUGUUUAGGUUGGGUGGCCUGCCUAAAAUAGCUCAGCUAACUGCAGGCUGCUCAGGACAGAAUGUUAAUUUAUAGUGAUGAAAGUUAAUGUUGUCAUUUUUUCAUACUAUUAUUAAACAUUGCAAAGUAAUGGGAGAGGAGUUACCGACAUUCACUUCUUCAGAAAACAAAAUUUAGUGUUUCUAGAACAUUGCUCCAUUCCAUUGCCAAAGUGAAUGGGGAUGAUUAUGAUAGAUGGCAUCUGUCACAAUAUUAAUGUUUGGUGGAGCUUGCAAGUGAAGUGACUGGCACCAUUUUGAAUACACACAUGCUUGUGUGACAAAAAAUUUUUUGGAGUUAAUUGGCAAGUUUUAGUUCUCUUGAACCUAUUACUUGUUUUUGUUUGCUUUUAUCUCCCUGUUUAGGCAGCCUUCCGUGAUAACACACUAGGCCUACCUAAGUUGUGUCCACCAGAGAACAUAGGAAAGUUCAACUCUUCAAUUUUGCAAGACUACUUAAGAACAUACUAUCAGCCAUCCAGAAUGGUUAUUGCAGGAGUUAAUGUGGACCACCAACAUCUAAUAGACUUGACAAAUGAAUACUUCUUUAAGAAACCACCUGUGUGGCAUAAAGGAGGAGAGAAAUCUGCAAGUCCUGACCGAUCUAUUGCUCAGUACACUGGAGGCUUUAUUAAGGUGCACUUAACAUUUUUAUACUUUCCUUGAGGUGCUCCUAACCUUCUUGUUUACCAGAGAAAAGAGAGAGAAAGUGCUUCAUGUUAGAAAGGGACGGAGUGUUUGUGUCAAAAAGGUUUAGAUGUCCAGGAUUAAAAUUGGCAUAUUGCAAAUUUACAGUACCAUGGACAUAUUUGGAUUAUAGUGGAGCUUGCAGAGUGUAGCCCCAUAAUUAUACAAAAUAGUAGUAACCCAUCAAGCCGAAAAAAUUUGGAUGUACAACUGUACGACUGUACAAGAUGCUACUUUUAACAUGCAUGUUCAACUGUACCACAGGCAUGCUAACGCCAUGGCUCUGUCCGGUGGUCUAGUGGUAAGUGCACUGGGCUCCAAGUCAGACUACCCAGGCUCUAGUCCCAGCCAGGGCAAGGUGUUGUGCCCUUGAGACGUGUGGGAAAAAAAAAUGCGAGCUCCGCUUUUAGGCUUGGCUAAAUCUAUAUAUUAUAUCUGGAAGCAUUGGUUACCCAAGGUUCCCAGUGUAUUUGUGAGUUUAGGCAAAGACAGUGGAAAAGUUAAUUGUUUGAUACUCUGGAUGAAAUAUUAGUGGUUCAUUUCAAGGCCUAGUUUACAUUUGAUUUGAUGUUAGUGUAAUAGGUUUUGAGCAAAGGGCUAUAUUUUGCUGUGUUGGUUGUUUUAAGACUGACUAAUCUAGUAACUAGUAAUCACUUUUGUUUUGUAGGACCACAGAGCUGAACCCAGGAUAAAUCCUGGCCCCACCCCUCUGCCAGAACUAGCCCACCUCUCCAUUGGAUUGGAAACAUGUCACUAUGAUGACCCUGACUUCUUUGCAUUCACUGUUCUGAACACCAUGAUGGGUGGAGGAGGAUCAUUUUCAGCAGGAGGUCCUGGCAAGGGCAUGUACUCUCGCCUUUACUUGAAUGUCCUAAACAGAUAUCACUGGAUUUAUGCUGCCACAGCAUACCACCACAGCUAUGCAGACAGUGGUUUAUUUUGUAUCCAUGGAAGUUCUCACCCUAGUCAGGCAAGGGCAGUUUUUGUGCUCCAAAUUAUUUUUUUUAAGUCUUUAUUUGUUAUAGUGGUUGUUUUCUUUGUGAAACUGUGAUAGGAGGGAGAUAAAACUUCUAGGUGUUCAGUUUUGUUGUAGCUGAGUUUGUCAUGUUUUCAUACAUCAUCAUAGUUUUCUAUUUUGUACCAAGAAAUGCCUCGUUUUGUGCACUUUAUUCAUCAUCAUCUUUGCCAGCUUGUUCGAGGUUCCUACCUGGAAACUUGGAUGUGAUUUAACCCAGCAGGGAGUCCUCAUACUCUUCUUUAGCCCAUCUCUUUUGAGUAGAAACACCAAAGGUUCUACAAGGUGUAGAUGUAUAUUAAAUGAUACAUUCCCUACUCCAGAUUCCUUGUUUUAUUUUUACUCAAACUAAUAUUUUUGUGUCACAGCACAUUAUGAUAAUUUUUUUAAACUGAUUUCUCUCUUUAGUUGCGGGACCUCACUCAGGUGCUUGUCAAGGAAUACUUUAAUCUCGUCAGUGGUUCUGUGAAUGAGGUGUGUUUCCUAAAAUAGAAGUGAAUUUUUCAUAAUCAAUAAGCAUUCCAUAUUUGCAUACUUCUUUGUCUAGUUAAAGGGAACCCUAGUGUGGUGAAGCCCAUGUUCUUAUUACAUGGUGCACUAUGGGAGUGGUUGGUGAUAAUUCUCUUGCAAUGACAGAGGCACUUUGGAAAUAGAGUAUCAUGAAGUAUGGAACUUCAAGGGGGUAUAUUGGUCAUAAACUACUUAAAGCCGUGGAUAUUACAUGUAUACCAAUUAACCUCUUGCUACAUCUCUUAGUUACUAUGUGCGUCAUAACUGGUCAAUUUAGCAGGCUGUAUUUCAUGAUCCUUCGAAGUCCGUAACUGACGAUACGGACCUCGAAAUCACUUCGUAAUUUAUGCUCUUUAGGUGAAAAGUUUUGCAACAGCGAUUAUAUUUUUUAUCAGAUGACUUAUGUUAUAUUUUAUUGGGAAAAAAAUGCCUCCUAUUAACCCAUGCAUUGCAAAGUGAUUCUUCAAGCUGUUCUCUGGCCAUGUUAUCACUUAGUGUAGGUAUAGUUUCUUGUGCAGAAGGGCUACAACCAUAUCAUGUUUUGUUUGCAGGUUGAAGUAGCGAGAGCCAAGAAGCAACUCCAGUCUAUGUUGAUGAUGAAUCUAGAAUCAAGAGUUAUUGUAUUUGAAGACAUAGGAAGGUAAAAUUGUACUUAAUUGUUAUUUAAACUUUGGUUGCGAGUGGCGUUCUGGUGUUGUGGUUUUUUUUUUUUUUCGAUGUUUUCUUUCUUUUGUUCCGAGACAGAGAUCACUGUGAAGCGAAGAAUUGUUUAGCUAAUAUUGUUUGCUUUCUCCACAGAAUUUCGUGUUUCAGUGACAAUGAAUUUCGUUGAGCGGGGUUUUUGAAGUGAUUACCAUUUUAGAAGAAGUAACAUAGUUUUUUUUUUUAGACAAGUUCUCGGACUUAAUAAAAGGAAGUCUGCUCAAGAAUUAUUUCAAAGCAUUGGUAAGACUUAGUUGUGAUUUAUUUCAUGUAUUGCUGAAUUUUCAAUGCAAAUUCUUCUUUAUUAGAAUUUUUCGAUGAGGUAUCCCUAUAUCCCCAUGAUUCCGUUGAGAGCGGCAACUUGCGGCGGAGCAUUAGAAUACAAAUCAGCAUGUGAAGUUUUACAUGCAGGCCAGUCAUAUUCUUCCUUUACAGUUAUCUGCCCAAAAUAAUUUCAUACUAUUAAUUUAACUGCAGAAACCAAAAUUGAAACCUAUUUUUCCCUAAUGAAAGAUCGAAUUUCGUUGGUUUUCAAGUGUUUAUAACCAAGUGGGCUCGUCGAGUAGCUAUCUAUCUGGACUUUGCCCUUUGCAUGUGGAAUACGUGAUAAAAUCCAGGCCGUUUACAAGGACCUGGCAUGAUAGGCAAAGUCCAAGGUUGCUAUAAAAAGUGAGUUUAAUUGGUAGAAAAUGUUAAAGCACAUGAAGAGUGCAUGAAAAAUUGGUUUAAAACGGAGUUUUAGUCAAUAUGAACUUAAUUCAGUGGUGUAAGAGUAUUUCGUAUAGUUUAGGUUGUUUAUUGGAAAACGUUACAUACAGUGCAACGUCUAAGCAAGAGUAAAAAGUAUGGACCUAACUGUUAAAGGUUUUUGUCAAUGAUGCUAACCGCCAAAAUGUCCUAUAACUUAUUUAUUGUCCAACUACUUUAAUUUAUAUGCAUUUCUGACUCAAAAGUCGGGCAAGAAGCGAGCAAACAGAGUUGCGGUUUUUGACGGGUGUUACGUAACGUGCGCGUCGUAUUACGGUACAAAAUAACUAACUGUCCAGAUAGCCAUACAAUAUCGCGGGUGUUUGAUAACUAACUGUCAAAAUAGCUAUAGAAAAUCGCGGGAUGAAAGCUAAGUUUUUCGUUUGUCUCACGAUGUAGUCACGUGUGAUGUAGAUCGCGACGUUUCGACUGUAUACUACUAGUCUUCGACUGGUCAUGUGUGAUCUUAUAAAGCAUGAUGCUCUGCUGUGAUUAGUUGUUUUUUCAACAGCUCUGAUUGGUGCAUUUCGAUCCUUGUUGUGAUUUGCUCCCUCGGCGGUCCGCUGUCGCACGGCUUCUUAUUGUUGUGUUUUUUUGAUCGUGGACAUCCACGCUUCUGGAAUUUUUAUUCCACCAUCACUGUUGAUGUUGUCAGGGUGAAGUCUUAUAGGAAUUGCCUCUUUGACCCUGUGUUUGUAGUAACAAAGGUCACGAUCAAACGUAUUCAUAGGAUUCCAUGUGAAUGAGGCAAGGUGUACAACGGAGAGACUGGAAGACCUAUGCAAGACAGAAUUAAGGAGCACGAUCGAGACAUCCGACUCGCCCGUACCGAGACCUCCGCCGUUUCAGGGCAUGCCCACAACACUAGACACAAGCCACUCUGGAACGAAGUAAAGUUUAUUGAUCUUGACCCUUUUUACUGCACGCGCAUGGUCCAAGAGCCAAUUCAUAUGAGACUUCACCCUGAAAACAUCAACAGGGAUAGUGGAAUAGAAAUUCCAGAAGCGUGGAUCCCCACGAUCAAAAAACACAACAACAGGAGAGCUACCUACCGCUCUCCCAACAUCUUCCAAAUUUUCCCCAGCACUAGCCCUUAGUUCUCUAAUUUUUCAGCCCACUUGAGAUCAGUUCGUUCGUGGUCUUGUUACAUCUUUAGGUAGUAAGGUGAUCCUAUGUUCAUCACAAUGUCGGUGUGUAUAAUGAAUAGGAAGUAAAUCCAAUUUUGGGUAAUCCAAUUUUUGGUGACCUUUGGUGUCUUAACAACUUUGCGGGUUCAGUUCCAAGCUGGGUUCAGUGAGCAGUGUGCUCACUCCAUUUAGAGAGAGUACACGCGUUAGUUGUGUCAUGGUGUAGAAACCUCGAGGAAUCGCAGACAGUCUUGAAAAGCCUGUUGGCUUUACAUCUUCAAGAAGAUAUACAUUGUACAUUUAUUUUGACAAAUGUGUAUCUUUCUAUUGAAAGUGGAUGAAAUAGCUCUGUCUAUUUCCGUUAUUCCCACGCCAUGAUUAAAGAGUACCUUUCUCCUUUUUUUUCUGCAGAAAACGUUUCAGUCGACGAUAUUAAGCGCGUUAGUUCCCGGAUGCUAGCGACUAAACCUUCCGUCGCUGCACUUGGUAACCUGGCCAAUCUUCCUAAAUUCGAAGACAUUAAACGUGCCUUUACAAACGGCGGCCAUUUCAGCGGAGCGUCACGCUUCUUCCGGUUUAGGAACUAA
Pocillopora meandrina is the source of this 8647-nucleotide messenger RNA. NCBI's taxonomy places the organism in Eukaryota, Metazoa, Cnidaria, Anthozoa, Scleractinia, Pocilloporidae. The record is from the annotation of a GenBank genome assembly.